Messenger RNA from Globicephala melas (long-finned pilot whale), 10041 nucleotides. It is a transcript of the gene MAP2, whose product is annotated as microtubule associated protein 2. Gene Ontology annotation, molecular function: microtubule binding. The record is from RefSeq and is a predicted model, not a curated record. Gene Ontology annotation, cellular component: neuron projection. Lineage: Eukaryota; Metazoa; Chordata; Mammalia; Artiodactyla; Delphinidae. Gene Ontology annotation, biological process: neuron projection development; microtubule cytoskeleton organization.
AAUUAAGAUGCCUGUCAGGCAUUUGAUACCAGAAGCCCCUAUGCAAACCUCUAAAUCAUAUGCCAGGGCUACAUCUUAUUGUCAGUGAAUGAUGGCGGAACUGGGUGGCUUGUCAUCAUUCUCGAAAAUUCUGAGGCUAGUGAGCUCUCUCACCCUCUCCCACUCGCCUUAUUUUCCUUUUCGCCACUGCGGGGACUUUUUCUAAUUUGCAGCUUCCCUUUCCCCGACACACACAGACAGGAGCUGGUGGUUUGCAGACUGCGUCUGUCUGGAACUAGAGAGCCUGAGCCAGCCCGCGGAGAUAAUGCUAGGGGAGAAGGAUUCUGCAGCAAUUCUCAAAGGCUAGACUUGGGUGGUAUCGCUGCAUAUGCUCUGGUUCUUCAGCUUGUUGUCUCUAACCGAGGAAACAUUGAUUGGAAACUACUCAUUCAGAAAAGUAAAAGAAAGAAACCAGAACAUAUUAUCAACCCUUUGAGAACACAAUAUAACAAACUUUACCAUUUUACUACUUCUUUGAGUAGGAGAAGUCACAGGACGUUGAAGAAUGGCAGAUGAUCGGAAAGAUGAAGCAAAGGCGCCUCACUGGACCUCAGCUCAACUAACAGAGGCAUCCGCCCACCCACAUCCACCUGAGAUCAAGGAUCAAGGUGGGGCAGGGGAAGGACUUGUCAGAAGCGCCAAUGGAUUCCCGUACAGGGAGGAUGAAGAGGGCGCCUUUGGAGAACAUGGGUCACAGGACACCUACUCAAAUACCAAAGAGAAUGGGAUCAAUGGAGAGCUGACCUCAGCUGACAGAGAAACAGCAGAGGAGGUGUCUGCAAGGAUAGUUCAAGUAGUCACGGCGGAAGCUGUAGCAGUUCUGAAAGGUGAACAAGAGAAAGAAGCUCAGCAUAAAGAUCAGCCUGCAGCUCUGCCUUUAGCAGCUGAAGAGACAGCUAAUCUGCCUCCUUCUCCACCCCCAUCACCAGCCUCAGAACAGACUGUCACAGUGGAGGAAGAAGAAGAAAUGCUAGCGAGUCCAAUGGCCGAGGAAGAGAAACCUGCCACUCUUCCUGGGAAAGAGUGUGAGGCUGCCAAGGCCUCAGACCAGCCCAAGGGCCUCAGUGAGGGCCAAGUGGAGUCUAGUGCGGAGGCCCAAAUAGCUCCUGAAGAGAGCGCCCCAGCAGGGACCCCACAGGAGAAAAGUAUAAAAGAGGUCGCGGAGGUGUCUCCAGAAGUAAAAACCCCUUCCUCUGCCGGGGAAGGUUUGCUUACAGCCUCGAAGAUGGAGUUUCAUGAUCAACAGGAAUUGACUCCCUCUCCAGCCGAGCCAUUAGAAAAGGAGGAAAAGGAGUCAGAGGAAGAAAGUAAGCCUGGUGAAGACCUUAAACAUGCUGCCUUAGUUUCUCAGCCUGAGACAACUAAACCUUCUCCUGAUAAAAAGGACAUGCAAGACACAGAAGAAGAAAAAGUACCUCCCACUCUGUUUGGGCAUACUCUGGGUGCCAGCCUAGAAGACACAAAACAGAAGACAGAACCGAGCCUAGUGGUACCUGGUAUUGGCCUUCCCGCAGAGCCCUCAGCUGCAAAAGAGCAAAAGGACUGGUUCAUCCAAAUGCCAAUGGAAGCAAAAAAGGACGAGUGGGGUUUAGUUGCUCCAGUAUCUCCUGGCCCCCUAACACCCAUGAAGGAAAAAGACGUACUUGAGGACAUCCCCAAAUGGGAAGGGAAACAAUUUGAUUCUCCCAUGCCAAGUCCCUUUCAGGGUGGAAGCUUCACUCUUCCUUUUGAUGUCACAAAGAAUGACAUUGUUGCAGCAGCAUCACCCUUUGCCCCCGCCCUAUUACAGCCAGAUGACAAAAAAUCUUUGGAAGAAACUGGUAGCCCAGCGACUGCCAAAGAUAGUUCUAAAGUUGAAGAGCCCCAUAUGGAUCAACCUGACAAAAUGGCAGAAGCACCAGCCUCAGAGGCAGUUACAUCACCCAAAGAUGCUCACAUUUCGAUUGUGGAAGACUAUGUUCCGGAGAAAGGUUUAGGAGAAGAGAAAGGGGCAAUAAAGCAAGAGAGUGUGCAGAUAAAAGAGACUCCCACCUUCAGGGAACAGGAAUCUAUGCUUACUGAAAAGGAACCUCACCUAAAGCUUGAAGAACAAACAACCAUUUCUGACGAAGAAGCUGUGUCAAAAGAGAGUGAAGCCCCAAAAUUGACAGAUGAAGAAACAGGUGUAAUUCAGCCCUCCACAGAGCACACUUACUCCAAAGAAGAACCCAAAGGCCAGGAGCUUCCCACAGAUAUAUUAAAACAGGACUCAUUCCCUGUAAGUUUGGAGCAAGCAGUUACCGAUUCAGCCGUGACCUCUAAGACACCAGAAAAAGUCAUGACUGAACCAGCUGCACUAAGUGAAAAGAGUGCCACCCAGGAGCUUUUUGAAGAAAAAGUUGCUGACAAAGAUAAUGUUGAAGGAGUUGGAGCUGUAACAUCAGCUGAGCUUGACAUGCCAUUUUAUGAAGAUAAGUCAGGAAUGUCCAAGUACUUUGAAACAUCUGCCUUGAAAGAAGAAGUGACAAAAAGUAUCCAGCCAGGCAGUGAUUACUAUGAACUGAGUGACACAAGAGAAGGUGCCCAAGAGUCUUUUGAUACCGUAUCUUCCAUGUAUAAAAACGGCGACAAGGCACUUACGGCAGAGAAAGACUCCCAGCCCAGUGCUGUAGCACAAGAAGGAGGCUACAGCACUCUUGCACAGAGUUAUCCAUCUGACUUACCUGAAGAACCCAUUUCUCCUCAAGAAAGAAUGUUCACUAUUGAUCCAAAAGUGUAUGGGGAGAAAAGGGAUCUCCACAGUAAGAAUAAGGAUGAUUUGACACUGAGCAGGAGUUUAGGACUUGGUGGUAGGUCUGCAAUAGAGCAAAGGAGCAUGUCAAUCAAUUUGCCCAUGUCUUGCCUGGAUUCCAUAGCCCUUGGAUUUAACUUUGGUCGGGGGCAUGAUCUUUCUCCCCUUGCUUCUGAUAUUCUAACCAACACUAGUGGAAGUAUGGACGAAGGAGAUGAUUACCUUCCGGCCACGACACCUGCAGUGGACAAAGCCCCUUGCUUCCCAACAGAAAGCAAAGAAGAAAAAGAACAGAUAAAGGGGGAAAAAGCUACUGGAGAGGAAAACACCCAAGUCGAGCCAUCGUGUGAGUCACCUUUCCUAGCCAAAGAUUAUUACAAAAAUGGUACUGUCAUGGCACCUGACCUGCCUGAGAUGCUAGACCUGGCAGGCACAAGGUCAAGAUUAGCUUCCAUGAGUGCAGAUGCUGAGGUUGCCAGGAGAAAAUCAGUCCCAUCAGAGACUGUGGUGGAGGAGAGUAGUACUGGCUUCCCCCCUGUCACUGAUGAAAACCACGUCAUUGUUAAAACUGACAGUCAGCUCGAAGACCUGGGCUACUGUGUGUUCAAUAAAUACACAGUCCCACUCCCAUCACCUGUUCAAGACAGUGAGAAUUUAUCUGGGGAGAGUGGUUCCUUUUAUGAAGGCACUGAUGAUAAAGCACGAAGAGAUUUGGUCACGGAUCUUUCAUUGAUUGAAGUCAAACUGGCAGCUGCUGGAAGAGUCAAAGAUGAACUCAGUGCUGAGAAAGAAGCAUCCCCACCUAUCUCUGGUGACAAAUCAGGACUGAGUAGGGAGUUUGAUCAGGAGAAGAAAGCGAAUGAUAAGCUGGAUACUUUACUAGAAAAAAGUGAAGAACAUGCCGAUUCAAAAGAACAUGCCAAGGAAACAGAAGAGGCUGGUGAUAAAGUUGAAACUUUUGGAUUAGGAGUAACCCAUGAGCAAGCUUCAGCCAAAGAACUGACAGUCUCAAAAGAUGCAUCACCUCUCAUGGCUGAGAAAGCAGAGAAAGGUCUUAGUUCCGUGCCAGAGGUAGCUGAAGUAGAACCAUCCCAGAAAGCUGAACCAGAGCUGGAUUUUGCUGCAAAGAAAGCUGACCAGGGUCAGUUAGAUGUUAAAAUCAGUGACUUUGGACAGAUGGCCUCAGGGCUACACAUAGAUGCUGGAAAGGCAGCAGAGCUUAAACUCAAGGCUACCCAGGACCUCGCCCCCUCAUCCACAGCACCUCAGGAGGCAGAUGUGUUUAUGGGUGUUGAGUCUGGCCACGUGAAAGAAGGCACAAAAGUUAGUGAGACAGAAGUCAAGGAGAAGGUGGCCAAACCUGACCUGGUGCACCAGGAGGCUGUAGACAAAGAGGAGUCCUAUGAGUCCAGCGGUGAGCAUGAAAGCCUCACCAUGGAGUCCUUGAAAGCUGAUGAGGGCAAGAAGGAAAUUUCCCCAGAAUCUUCUCUGAUUCAAGACGAGAUUGCCAUCAAAUUGUCUGUGGAAAUACCCUGUGCACCUGCUGUUUCAGAGGCUGAUUUAGCCGCAGAUGAGAAGGCUGACGUCCAGAUGGAACUUAUUCAGCUGCCAAAAGAAGAAAACAAGGAGACCCCAGAUAUAUCUAUCACUCCCUCUGAUGUUACAGAACCAUUGCCUGAAGCCACUGGAGCUGAACCAGCAGAGGCUGAGAAUGAGGAAGAAGAGAUAGAAGCCCGGGGAGAUUAUGAUAAACUCCUCUUCCGCUCAGACACCCUUCAGAUUACUGACCUGGGUGUCCCAGGUGUCAGGGAGGAAUUUGUGGAGACCUGCCCUGGUGAACACAAGGGAGUGAUUGAGUCCGUUGUAACCAUCGAGGAUGAUUUCAUCACUGUCGUGCAAACCACAACUGAUGAAGGGGAGUCGGGUUCCCACAGUGUGCGUUUUGCAGCCUUAGAGCAGCCUGAGGUAGAAAGGAGACCAUCCCCCCGUGCUGAGGAAGAGCUUGAAGUAGAAGAGGCAGCUGAAGCCCAGGCUGAACCCAAGGAUGGCUCCCCAGAAGCUCCGGCUUCCCCUGAGAGAGAAGAGGUUGGACUCUCAGAAUAUAAGACAGAAACCUAUGACGAUUACAAAGACGAGACCACCAUUGAUGACUCCAUCAUGGACGCUGACAGCCUCUGGGUGGACACUCAAGAUGAUGAUAGGAGCAUCAUGACAGAACAGUUAGAAACUAUUCCUAAAGAGGAGAAAGCUGAAAAGGAAGCUCGGAGACCAUCUCUUGAGAAACAUAGAAAAGAAAAGCCUUUUAAAACCGGGAGAGGCAGAAUUUCCACUCCUGAAAGAAAAAUAGCUAAAAAGGAACCUAGCACAGUCUCCAGAGAUGAAGUGAGAAGGAAAAAAGCAGUUUAUAAGAAGGCUGAACUUGCUAAAAAAACAGAAGUUCAGGCCCACUCUCCCUCCAGGAAAUUCAUUUUAAAACCUGCUAUCAAAUAUACUAGACCAACUCAUCUCUCCUGUGUUAAGCGGAAAACGACAGCAGCAGGUGCUGAAUCAGCUCAGGCUCCCAGUGUAUUUAAACAGGCAAAGGACAAAGUGUCUGAUGGAGUAACCAAGAGCCCAGAAAAGCGCUCUUCUCUGCCGAGACCGUCCUCCAUUCUCCCUCCUCGCCGAGGCGUAUCAGGAGACAGAGAUGAGAACUCCUUCUCUCUCAACAGUUCUAUCUCCUCUUCUGCACGGCGGACCACUAGGUCAGAGCCAAUUCGCAGAGCAGGAAAAAGUGGCACUUCAACACCCACUACCCCCGGAUCAACCGCCAUCACUCCUGGUACCCCACCAAGCUAUUCUUCACGCACACCAGGCACUCCUGGAACCCCUAGCUACCCCAGGACCCCUCACACACCAGGAACCCCCAAGUCUGCCAUCUUGGUGCCCAGUGAGAAGAAAGUUGCCAUUAUACGUACGCCUCCAAAAUCUCCUGCUACUCCCAAGCAACUUCGGCUUAUCAACCAACCACUGCCAGACCUGAAGAAUGUCAAAUCCAAAAUUGGAUCGACAGAGAACAUCAAAUACCAGCCUAAAGGGGGGCAGGUUAGGAUUUUAAACCAGAAGAUUGAUCUUAGCAAGGUUCAGUCCAGAUGUGGUUCCAGGGAUAACAUCAAACAUUCUGCUGGGGGCGGAAAUGUACAGAUUGUCACCAAGAAGAUAGACCUAAGCCACGUGACAUCCAAAUGCGGCUCUCUGAAAAACAUCCGCCACAGGCCAGGUGGUGGGCGUGUGAAAAUUGAGAGUGUGAAACUGGAUUUCAAAGAAAAGGCCCAAGCUAAAGUUGGUUCACUUGACAAUGCUCACCACGUACCUGGAGGUGGUAAUGUCAAGAUUGACAGCCAAAAGUUGAACUUCAGAGAGCAUGCUAAGGCCCGUGUGGACCACGGGGCUGAGAUCAUUACGCAGUCCCCAGGCAGAUCCAGCGUGGCAUCCCCCCGACGACUCAGCAACGUCUCCUCUUCUGGAAGCAUCAAUCUGCUCGAAUCCCCCCAGCUUGCCACCCUGGCCGAGGAUGUCACUGCCGCACUCGCUAAGCAGGGCUUGUGAAUAUUUCUUGUUUAGCAUUGAAGUAAUACUAUUUAGGCAUGAGCUCUUGGCAGGAGUGGGCUCUGAGCAGGUGUUAUAUUCAUUCUUUACAAACCAUAAAAUAAAUAAUCUCAUUCCCAAACUGUAGUAAUUGUUACAAUUUUAUAUUAAAAAAGAAUAGUAUAUGCAGAAAUUGACUUGAUUUCCAUUUGUAAAAGGAAGAUACUGGCUUUACAUGAGUACAAUUGGACAAUUAUUUUUGCUCUGCUCUGUUUUGCAUGGAGUAAUAUUAUUUUAAAAAUUGCAUUUCUACCUUUCAUGUGCCUGAAGGCUAUCCACUACAUCCUGAAAGGCCUUGUUAAAAUCCAAGCUGCUCAUUUCACUAUUUUGUUGCUGGGUGAAAAGAUAAAAAGCUGCCCAUUGUAACUUAUUACAGGUUAAAUUAAAUCAAGGAGUCUGAUUGCAGGAAGGGAAGAGCAUGUAAGAAAUAAGUUUUUUUUAAAGCGUUAUUUUGUAUAAAUGGGAAGAAAGAUUCAAUUAAGUUAUUAACAUUUGGGACCUGGAUAAUUAUAUCAGAGUAUAAGUCAAUCCAAUAAAUUAUUUAACUAAUUAAGAAAUAGUUACGACGCAUUUGAGCUGUGGUUGAGGAAGUGGUAUAAAGUGCAUCUCUUAGGAGUGAAGCACUUUCAUUAGGGUGGACUCGUGUCUGAUUAGAACGUUGGUUGAUCAGCUAGAUUUGUGUACACACUACCAGUUUCACACCCCUUUUCCAUCUGUUUGAUACAGUAUUAUAGAUAUAAAUAUAUAUAUAUUUCUCUGUGGCCAUUUGUGAUACUUCCUCAUAUACUUGAAUAUUAUACUUCCUUAUUCACAGCAUCUGUGUCUCCUGCACCCUUUGGUGUUGCAGUUUUAGGUAUGUGAAAGUAGGUGUUAGCAGGGUUCUUUCCCUAUUAAAAAAAAGUUUAAAAAGACAAAAAGUUUUAGCAUGAAGUUGCUUUCUGUAACAACUCAAAGCUGUAACCCUGUUUUAGUGCCAGAUACAAGUCUCUCCCGUGAUGCUAGAAAAAAUUUGUUUUUCUUUGCUUUCACCAACAUGGAGUUUGUGGGGGUGGGUCCAGUUAUACAUAAAAGGGUUUACAGAUUGUUGGUGUAAGAUUAUGGAUUUAUCUUACUUUGAAUCACAGGAUAGUUUGGGUUUUAUUCCUGUAAUCAUUCAUGAAACAGACUUCUUAAGAUUUCUUUUUCUUUUUUUUUCCAUUUGCUAAAGUUGAAACUAACAGUGGGAUUUGGGGGCAUGUUAUCCCAUUCUUCCAAAUAGUACCUGUUUAUUAAAUUAUCUGAUAGAAAAUGUUUGACUUCCAUACCCAAAGUUCCCUUGAUCAGAAGGGAAAAAUACGGUGUUUUGAGAAGCUAUAGCUAUAAAAUAUUGGAGAUGCAGAUAUCUAAAUCAGUUUUUUCAUAACUCCAACAUUGUACUCUGUAAAGGAACACUAUUAUUUAUCAGUAGAUAAUACCAUUCUGACUUUAGAUGCGGUCUAGAAAUCACAAAUCUAUUAAUUAAUUCACUUUACAAAUCAUUCAUCUUAAAUUUAUGAAUAAGCAAUGAAAUAGUCAAUAGCCUGAAUAAGGCAGUGGGUUACCAGGCUAGAUGGAUGCUUUCUAGUAUUUUAUCUGUUCUUUUUCUUGCUCAGGGAUGGUAGGCUGGAUCUGAACAGUUAAAGGCAAAUGGUCCAGUAGGCGUUUGAUUCCUUUGAGCCAAAUCAGUUCUCGAAUAUAAAGGGAAAAAAUGAUGAAUAUGGACUGAGGCAACAAGCUAGUAUAGUAGCAUCUAAGAAAGAAGCCAAGGGAUGCAAAGACAGAGACGCGGGUGCCAUUUUGUGACCCGUUGGAAAUUACAACCAAUGCGACUUCCAUAAAAGAAACUCUAGGAGCAAAAGUGCACCAUUCAUUCUCAACUAAGAGGUUUUACGUAGGCAAACAUUUCUGAAACUAUAGAUCAGUUAUUUUAUAGGACAAAGAUUUAGAAAUGACUGAUUAGGACUGUGGAUGUGUCUGUUUUCUGCCUAAUUAUUGCUGUGAGGUUUGAUUUGUCCCAUCUGGGCAUUUUAUUCAUCAGCUUCCCUUGAAAUGCACCAGAAUAUAGGAGAAGAAAGAAUAGGCAUGUGGAGACUUAACAGUAUUUUCUUAUGUGUUUGGUAGUGUUAGAUAGUGAUUAAAGCUGAAGUUAACAGCUGGUUAGAACAGUUUUAACCUGUGAAACAAGUAUUUUUUUCAACCUGGUUUAAAUUUUUUAUAAGCAUUAAGAAUAAGUAAACAUGAUCUACAUAUUAAAAUUGUUUCUUACAAAUACAUGUCUAAAAUAAAGAUUAUAUAAAGUACCAAGUUAUAAGAUUUGGCAUUAAAACAAAUGUUUACUUCAAAUCACAGCAAAAUUAUAAUGAAUAAAUGCCCUUGCUUUGUAUGGAAAUACAAAUUCUUUAUAAAAAGUUAACAAAAUGAACCUGAUAAUUUGUACAAGUAAAAGAAAGAAACACAGGCUAAAUGUCUUCUUAUGGGGAUAAGGGGUGGAACCCAUCUUGCCUUUACACUCAAGAUUAACGACACAAAUUAAGCUUUUUGAACACCACUCUUGUGGGGACAUCCAUACGCUGAUCUAGAAAUUAAGGCUUCAUAGUUCCAAUUCUAGAUCUAUUAAUGCCAGUUUCUCUCUGGCUUUAGCCUUUGAGAACCUGUUUAAGGAAACAUAAGUAAUCCAGAGCUGUGAAGAGUUAAAAGGCCCACUCACUCUCUCUGGGUCACCUGCAACCAAUAAUUGGGUACUUUACAAUGAUGCAGCAGAGAUCCGAGUCCAUGAUGAGUCUCAAAGGCCAUGUUCAUUUAGGAACCAACUCUCUCUGGAUUCUCCUGCUGAGUUCCAGCAGGGUGAUGGGCUAAAAAUCCCACCCACAAGCAAGACACCUGUGUCACACUAACUAGGUAUCACUGAAGAAGGCUGAAGAGAGAACUUGGUUAAAUGGAAAGAUGUACUUGAUGGUAGCUGACCUUCUCCACACACUCAUAUAGUUAUAGAGCAGGAAAUGGGUCAUCAGCCAAAAUAUGUCAAUAUUAUUAAAGAAAUAAUCUCAAUGUGGUUGAUUCUGACAUAGCUGCAAGUAUAGUAUUUUCUCCUAUUUUUCAUGCCACAGAAAGGAGGAAAAUAAACUAUUCAUGGUCUAAGUGGCCAGAAAAGAUAGAUCCAUGGCUUGGAAAGGCAAAUUCUACACAUUCCUUCAAAGACUGAUGUGCUAAAAUUAGCAUUGAUGUUUGUUUUCUAACACCUAGGAUUUUUAGCCUGGGUAUGUAGGUUGAGGCCAAGUCCCUAGCAGGAAAAAGCUUAUUUUUAGACUCCUAAAAUGUCAAUCAUGAAGAUCUACUUCAACUUUAGCAAAAAGAAAAAAAAAAAUCAACAAAAAGUAUACUCUGUAUGCUGGGAUUCCAAGGUUCCAACAUGCCGCUACAAAUCUGUGGGGGGUUUCUUUCUUCUGAUAAUUCUAGAGCCUGUUACCAUAGAAAGGCAUUUCUUCAAUGGCUGGUUGUAGUUAGUUCAUGUUUUUCAAGCAAAAUUUGCAAAUGUAUUUGUUGCUGUAUAGUGAUUGUUUUGCAAAAUAAAGUUGCUUGUCACCUAA